This is a messenger RNA of Malus domestica (apple), 740 nucleotides long. Its product is annotated as large ribosomal subunit protein uL15x. Gene Ontology annotation, molecular function: structural constituent of ribosome. NCBI's taxonomy places the organism in Eukaryota, Viridiplantae, Streptophyta, Magnoliopsida, Rosales, Rosaceae. Gene Ontology annotation, biological process: translation. Gene Ontology annotation, cellular component: ribosome; cytosolic large ribosomal subunit. The record is from RefSeq and is a predicted model, not a curated record.
CCAAUGUCCCUACCUCCCUCAAUCUUCAGUGCCGCCGAAACCCUAGCUAGGUGAGUGAGAGAAGGAGGUGCAGACUCGGGGAACAGAGAGAAAUGACGACCCGAUUCAAGAAGAACCGCAAGAAGAGAGGCCACGUCAGCGCCGGUCACGGUCGUAUCGGCAAGCACCGCAAGCAUCCCGGAGGUCGCGGUAACGCCGGAGGCAUGCACCACCACCGGAUCCUCUUCGACAAGUACCAUCCUGGGUAUUUCGGUAAAGUCGGUAUGAGGUACUUUCACAAGCUUCGCAACAAGUUCUACUGCCCCAUCGUCAACGUCGACAAGCUCUGGUCGCUCCUCCCUCAGGAGGCCAAGGACAGGGCCACCAAGGACAACGCCCCGCUCAUCGAUGUCACUCAGUACGGCUUCUUCAAGGUCCUCGGCAAGGGCGAGUUGCCGCAGAACCAGCCCAUCGUGGUCAAGGCCAAGCUCAUCUCCAAGACCGCCGAGAAGAAGAUUAAGGAGGCCGGUGGCGCCGUCGUGCUCACCGCUUAGGUUUGGGUUGUUUUUUUAGCAUUAAGGUUUCGGAUUAAAGUUGCUGUUUUUUGGAAUUGAAUUUCAGUUUAGACUGCUGAGCUACAGUUUAUGUUAUAUUUUGGAAGUUUAAUUAGCGGAUAUUUAUAUGCAUUUCUGUUUUUCCAAAUGAAUGGUUUUUCUGUGAACGUAUGAUUAUGUUUUGUUAUCGUGAUGGGUUUGUUUCGA